AGUGCCCCGGGCGUUUCACCGUCGGGGCGGAGUCGGGUCCUAUACGUGACACACAGUCGGUCGGCGGCGGGGGCCCGGGUGACAGGCGGCAGGGGUGGUGCCGUGAGUGUGACACUCGGACGAGGCAGCGUCGGUACGGUGAACGGACGGGGAAGCAGUGAGCCGAGGUACGAAACAGCGGGACACGUGGAAGGGAGUGGUGUGCUGACGUGAAACUAUUGUGGCCAGUGGUGGCGUGAUUUGGUGCUAGUGCGAGUGCUAUAUUCGUCGUUUUACCGAGGAUAGAUGUGCUCCGAUUUGUAAAAGAUUGAGGGCAGAGGCCAAUUCAAAGAUUUGAAUUGACACUCACUGUCAAACUGACAUUGACAGUUUGCGGUCAACAAACAAGCCCGUGAAGAGAACUGCUGCCAUAUCCAGAAACGAGCGAAGCCAGGAGAAAAGUGAAGAAACCACUGGUGCAUGUAAAAUCACCGUCCCAAAUGAUCCGACUCACCGCCUCCUGGAUUCACUGUUCGAUCGUCAUGAGCCGGUGAUCCACAGAAACACUAAAGAGAAAACGUUUCACAGCUCCCAGCUCAGCACUAGCACGUGGAUCGGACAGAUUGUUCCCUCGGCUUUGGCGGGUGCACGUAUCCUCAGCUGUAUUCGUCAAACACGUGUCCUCAGGUCUACCGGACAGUGGACUGUGUCCACAGCCCCGUCAGAGAUAUCGUGUCCUCAGCUCCGCCGGACACCGUGUCCCCGGACCCGCUGUGUCCGCAGCUCUUCACCCGCGGCAGUCCGUGUCCGUAUCCAGGGUGUGGCACACACACCGCACCCUCCCCUCCCUCCCCCUCCGCACAGCACCCGCGCUGACCGGAAGCUAGCGGAGGGUGGGGGCUGUACCCCGGGUGGCGCCGCGUUCCACGCCGGUCAGUCACGCUGUCAGUCGCGCUAUCAGUCCGUCAGUCAACCAGUCAGUAUCGCAGUCAGUCACAUUGUUAGUGAUAGUGCUGGUAACAAUGGAGUGACAAGUUGCUGUGCUGAUUUUGGCAAUUGUUCACUCAUGAAUUGAUAGACAUUGUGGUAAAGAAACCAGUGGCUAUGCCGCAUUGUCUCACAAUCAUGAAUUGAGGGUUGGCAUUGAACGAAUAGUUGAAAUACGCCAUAAUCAUUUCGUGACAGCUGCCCAAACGUGUGCCGUUCUACACGCUGAUCCGUUCCAAGAAACUAUUCAAACCCGAUAAGGGCACGUGUUUAAACGUUAACUGUAGUGCACGUGUUCGAUCUCCAACACGGAAUAUCACGAGACGUGCCGUCUUAGGCCGUGUUGGCACGUGCCCGCUCGAUUACAUUAACGGACAAGGACUACUCGUAACCUGGGACGCCGUCUUCAGACAUUGUAUUUCACGGAGGUCUGUUACCGCUCCUGAAUACACCACCUGGACUCCAGAUUCCAACACUCGAUGCUCAAGUGGCGCCGGUCAGAGCUCGGUCUCUCAGAGGCGGACAAAGAGACGCGCUCGGGGGUGGAUUCGAACCCGGGACCUCAGCAGGCUGCGAGGGAAUCCGAGAUGUGCGGCGAGUGUACGGACAGCGGUCGGGAGGCCACCGACAGCGCCUCCCUGACCUCGUCACAGCCGUCGAACGUGUCCUCUGGGUGUUCCGCGUGCACGGAUACCUCAGCCGUCCCUCGCAGCGAGGCUUCCUCACACAGCGCGCUGAAGGUGCCCAACGCGAGGAGACGCCCGGCGGCCGACCGGCAGAGAUCAGACUCACUGGAGGGCCACAGACGUCUGCAGAGACACAGCGGCGUCUGGGGCAGCGCAGAGCACCUGGCGUCGGAAGAGGACAACCAACAUGACCUCCAGCACGUCCACCCGGUCCGGAAGACCUCCAGCGUGGACGACCUUCUGGAGACCUCUGAUCGUCCAGUGCGGGGGAUCCUCCGGCGCCGCGGGCCCGAUCGGUACGGAGGCACGCCCAGCCGACCGAGGUUUGUGUUCUCGCGCUACAACCCCCAGUUCCGGACGCUGCCCACGCCACGGAGAGGUCAGCAGACCUGCUGGCCUCCGGCCGACCUUCCCGUCCAGAAGUCCUUCCUCAGCCUGCAGAAGUUUCGUCGGAGGGAGCGGGGGCGCGCGAGGGAGUCCCGCGCCGCUCGGCCGACGGCAGCGGAUAUCGCCGUCCUGAGACAUGACCUGCUGGAGGAGGCUCGCAGCCUGGGGUACCUCUCCGCCACGGAGCUGGGGGAUGUGCGUUACUUCUCACACAAGGAGAGAAGUAGCGCUCCUGGCGCCGGCGCCAGGCUCAUCUCAGAGAGUGGGGCUGAUGAACGGACGGACGGAGACCUCCCUCGUCUGAAGGACAUCCCUCCCGAGCGCCGCGCGGUGAGACAGCAGAGACAGUUGGCAGCGGAACUAUGUGACGUCAUGAGGCGUCCAACCCCACCGCUGCCAGCCCAGCAGGGGAGCUCUCGGGCCCCCUCCUGGAGUGUCCCCCUGCCGGGAGUGGCGGAGGAGGAGGAGAGGCAGCUGGAGACGCUGCUGGACGAGCUGGUGAACACGCCGCCCUCGCUGAAGCGCUGGUACCAGGCGGUGUCGGCGGCCAGGCGGCUGGGUCUGAUCCUGCCGCUGUACCGGGGACUUCACGAUCGACUCGACCCGGUCACACUGGCCAAACUACUCUUCAAGGGCCGCCACCACCUGAUGCGGGCCACGGAGGAACACUCCAGCGAGGACCCCGCCCUGCUCAGCUUCCCGGAGGAGGCCGUUCUGCGCGUCUUCACCAAACACAGGCAGCACAGACAUGGUUGGUGGUUCGGCGCGUACCGCGGCCGUCACGGAGUGUUUCCCUGCCGACGGGUGGUGCCCCUGUCCCGCGGCUGGUACAGCGCUCACCAUCAGCCCGUCAGUGACCUUGAGCAUGGCAACGCAGAGGAGCCUGACGCGUGGAUCGCCGAGCCAUUGGACGAGGAGCGCCAGGGGGCGGAGUCAGACGGCGACUCGUCCAAUCACAGCCAGGACUCGGCCAAUCACAGCCAGGGCUCUGGGUCAGCGGUCGACGAUGGCAAACACUCACUGCUGCAGUUCGCGAUGACGAACUUCAGAGGUGCCGAAGAGAGGUACAAUCUUGUCAAGGACGAGGACGGAGCGCACUCAAAGAUGCUGGAAACCAAAAACAAGAAGAACAAGAAGAAAGGCAAGGAGGACUGGACAUGGCGGGAACAGGUGGAGCUAGUCAAGUGGACCGACCGUCCGCUCCGCGUCUCGCUGCUGAAGCUGAGUCCUCCGGAGCUGACGCGACUGGCCGUGGAGAGUUUCUCGGCCAUCCAGCGGUACAUGGGCGACCAGACUCUGCCCCGAGAGGUCACAGAUGUGGACUGCGUCUACACGGUUCUCAUGGCCUGUCACCGGUACCCCGCCCUCCGUGACGAGGUGUACUGUCAGCUGAUGCGUCAGACCACCAGUAACCGGUCCUCGCAGGCCGACUCGUGCGCGCGCGGCUGGCGCCUUCUCAGCCUGGUGGCUGCCUUCUUCCCCUGCUCGGAGAGCCUGCGGCCCUACCUGCAGAAGUACCUGGAGACAACCGCGCAGGAUCCGCGCCGGGCGCACCGAGGUACUGCCGCCGUGAGUCUGCAGAACCUCCGCCAAACGCUGCGGCUCGGAGGUCGGAGGAACGUUCCCUCAGAGGAAGAAAUUGCCGCGGUGACGGCCGGGUGUACCGCGCGCCGACAGCGGUACCUGCUGCCCGGCGGUACACAGCGCAUAGUCAACACGAGGUGUACCACUGUGGUACAGAACGUGCUGGUUGAACUCUGCCGCGAGUUGGGAGUUACCACGGAGGACGAGUUGGAGGAGUUCAGCCUCUACUGCGUGGUCGAGGGGGACGCCUUCACUCUGCCCCUCGCCCGGCACGAGUACGUUCUGGAUGUGACCACAGAGCUGGAGAGGAACGAACAGAUGUUCCACCUGGUGCUGUGUCGGACCGUGUGGUCCCUCCCGCUGCGACUGGACUCUGCUCCGUACCUGGACGUGCUGUUCAGUCAGGUCACGCCCGACUACCUGGAGGGACUGCUGCUGGUGCUACCCGCCGAGACACUGCCCCAGAGCGUGGUGUUCGACAUUGCCCGCGUGGCGGCGCUGCUGCACCGGUCGGCCGGGCUCCGCUCGAUGCCGACCAUCAAGGAGACGAAACAUCUGCUGCCCAAGGCUGCGCUGCUGGUGCGCGACAUCAAGCCGCCCCAGUGGGUGAACAUGGUACAGGACAGCUGGUCCGAGGUGCAGGACAAGACGCCCGCAGAGGCGCGACGGGCAGUACUCGAGACCCUGCGCGGCUGGCCGCUGUUCGGCUCGGCGUUUUUCGUGGUAGGAGCCGCUCCGGAGAGCCGCGGAGAGGCGGCCACGGACAGACUGCUGGCCGUCAACAGUAGCGGGCUGCACCUACUAGAUACCGUCACACACGAGACUCAGAGCCAGUACCCGUUCAGCGAGGUGCUCUCCACGCGUCGGGUCCGCUCCGAUGCCGGGGACCUCUAUAUCGACGUCAAGGUCGGCACGCCCAAACAGGCCAAGGUCAUCCGGAUGCAGACGGAGAACGCGGCAGAGAUAGCACGCCUGAUCCGCCAGUACAGCGCCGCGCAGCAGCGCUCCGGACCAAUGGCAGAGCGCGCCGCCGAGCCGCGCGAGCGACAGGUGUCCCGGUAGCCAAUCAGAGGCGGCACGUGCAGGGCUCAACCAAUCACAUCCGAUGUGUUGUGAUUAACCAAUGACAGGCGAGACGCGUAUUGGUCAGUCAAUUAAAGGCAGAACGUGUUGCGAGCAGCUAACCACCGGUCAAGUUAAUGAGUUUUGGCGAAUUAAUAGCAAAACUCCACAGCUAGGUGAGCGGUGGUUUGCCGCUAGGGUCGGACUGACCCAGUCGGUCUUGCGUGAGAAAUGAAAACAAUUGGGGACCAAGUACUAUACCCUGGAGAACACCAGCCUUUACGCGAGUUUCGUAUGUCUGACUGAACCGACGCAGUCACUUUAUGUGGUGUCCUUUUGUUUAUCCUGUUUACCCUUUAACUUUGCUCAGCCAACGUCGGGAAGACGAAGGCGAGUUGCAGUCCUGUAUGAUUAGUGUUUUAUACGAACGUUUAGCGCAGUCGUGCGCCUUUACCGUCGUGAAUGAGGAACUGUGUGGAGACCAAUGUUUAUGCCGCUGUGAUGUUAUCCCCAAUAUAUGUAGAUGUAUUGCAGUAUCAGUUUUGGGCAG
This is a messenger RNA of Amphibalanus amphitrite, 5235 nucleotides long. RefSeq names its product unconventional myosin-XV-like. The record is from RefSeq and is a predicted model, not a curated record. Gene Ontology annotation, cellular component: cytoskeleton. The transcript is spliced from 13 exons. NCBI's taxonomy places the organism in Eukaryota, Metazoa, Arthropoda, Thecostraca, Balanomorpha, Balanidae. Gene Ontology annotation, molecular function: protein binding. The coding region runs from base 1446 to 4685 and encodes 1079 amino acids.